This is a messenger RNA of Zeugodacus cucurbitae (melon fly), 2065 nucleotides long. It is a transcript of the gene sud1, whose product is annotated as prolyl 3-hydroxylase sudestada1. The record is from RefSeq and is a predicted model, not a curated record. Gene Ontology annotation, molecular function: peptidyl-proline dioxygenase activity; iron ion binding; L-ascorbic acid binding. Gene Ontology annotation, cellular component: GPI-anchor transamidase complex; cytoplasm. The coding region runs from base 139 to 1761 and encodes 540 amino acids. Lineage: Eukaryota; Metazoa; Arthropoda; Insecta; Diptera; Tephritidae. Gene Ontology annotation, biological process: peptidyl-proline hydroxylation; regulation of translational termination; attachment of GPI anchor to protein. The transcript is spliced from 2 exons.
CACCCCUGUCAUUGUUUGACAUACGGCAUUUCGCCGUCAGGUGUGAAAAUUAUAUUUUCACAUUAUUGAAGAAAUAACAAUUUGUUUUAUUUUGUGGAUAUUGUUAAAAAAUCGCUGAUAUUAUCCGAAAAGGCAGAAAUGGAAAAGUCGAAGGCGAAAGUUACGACAGAGGAUAUUGCUGAUGGCGAAGUUGCUGGCAUCAAAAAUGAUGGUUUUACUAAAGGAACUGUUGAUGGUGAACCGAAAAGCAAAGUAGCAAAGCUUAGCUCAGCAGAAAAUAUCAAAGCUGACCUAACACUUAAUCAUUCAUACACAACACCAACAUUUACAGCGCAGCUAAAGGCAGAAUGGAGCUCACAAGAGAAACAAGACUUUCACGAUGUGACAACGGAUGUUAAAGUUUUUAAAGAUCCCUUUCAAGUAUGCCUGCUACCCGAUCUGCUACAAAACAAAAUUACUUGUCGACAACUUGUUGACGAAAUGGUGCAGAAAGUGCAAUGGUCACGCAAACAAAUGGAUUUGUACGAAUUCUAUCAAAGUACAGACUUGUCUAAUAUGGCUAGUUGUAAAUUAUUAACAAGUUUCUUACAAAUGCUAAGACGCACCGUGCGACCGUGGCUAGAGGCUUUGACAGGCCUAAAAUUAGAUUAUGUUUCUGCGUCUUGCUCUAUGUAUACUUGCGGCGAUUACCUAUUGGUGCACGAUGACUUACUGAAAGACCGACAAAUAGCUUUCAUAUACUACUUAUCACCUUGGGAGAAUGCGGAACAGUGGCGUGAAGAACAAGGAGGUUGUUUGGAACUCUUCAACAGUGAUGAACAUGGUUUUCCAUUAUUCCCCGUGAAGCGAAAAAUUUCACCUAAAAAUAACCAAUUUGCCUUUUUCAAAGUCGGCGCGCGUUCAUUUCAUCAAGUAGGCGAAGUCACAUCGUUCGACUAUCCACGUCUUACUAUAAACGGCUGGUUCCAUGGCGCGUCUAAUGAUGACUUAAUCGCCGAUAUAAUGCGUCCAUUUGAAAAACAAGAAUUCACAACACCCGUAAAUAAGCUACCCAUCAAUAUCAGUGAACUCUUAAACGAGGUAUACUUGAAAGCGCAAACCAAAAAAAGCAUACAAAAACGCAUCGAAGACAAUUCGGAGAUUUGUUUAUACGAGUUUUUAAGGCGUGAAAUUUUCGAACAAGCGCUCGAACAGUUAUUGCACGAUGAUACAUUGAAAUGGCGUCGCGAAGGACCAGCGAAUGCGCACAAUUACGAAGUGCUCGAAUUGGAUACGGCCAAUAAUGCGAUAUCACGUUUGAUUUCACUUUUUUCAAGCACCGAAAUGUUUGCCUUACUACGUGACUACACCGAUCUGGACUUGGCUGGACCAAAUGCAGCUGAGCCAACAUAUAAUCUGCAGCUACAACGUUGGUCACACGGCAACUACACGGUGCUCGGUGACGGCGCCAUAUGCGAGGAGAACACAUUGGACUUAAUCUAUUACCUUAAUGCAAGUGAAGGCGCUGCUAUUGUUACCUAUCUCUCGCCUGAAGCGGAUGAACCGCUGCCAAAGCAACGAAAUGCAGGUUCAGAUUAUGAUGAUAUGGAUUUCGAUGAAGAGGACGAUGACUCUGUACUCUUAACAAUUACACCAGUGGAUAAUGCGCUGAAUAUUGUUUAUCGUUGUGAAGGCACGACGAAGUUUACCAAAUAUGUCUCGCGUAAUACGCCGCUGGAAAGAGGGCCGGUCUACGUGAUUUCUUGCAGUUACAAAGAAUAGUGCAGAGCGCUAAUCAACGAUUUCUAAGCGACGACGCACAAUUAUCUUUAGUCAUAUGAAUUAUCGAUAUGAUAACAGUAAUUAUAUUUCUGUUGUACAACAAAUGUUUUGUGUGUUGUGUUACAUUGAAAGAAUGGCACAUAGUACCGUAUAACGGUGCAUGAAAAUCAUAAUGCAGCAUGCAAGAACUCUUGAAAGCAAGCAAAACACAGUUUAUACCUCCUAUUAAUUAUUUUGUUAAAAUUUAAUUAUUUAAUGCAGAAAUAAUAAAAUAAAAAUGUAUUAGUUGUUCCAAAUGACCAAA